GUUGCCUCCCGGUCGGUGCCGCAGGAGAAGGUCGCCCCGCUCGCCCGCUCGCCCCGGGGGAACUCCCAGGUCUCGCUCAGCCGCUCGCGCAGUCCCGAGCACUCGGGGACAUGUCGAGGUGGGCGGACGCCCGGUGGGCCGGCGCCAGACGGCGGGCGGCGGCCGCGGCACGAGCGCCCUCCUCGAGCUUUCCCCGGAGACGCCUCCUCUUACACGCGCCCCGAGCCUGAAGGCGCUGCCGCGGCGAGGAGGCCCCGCGGCACCGGGAGCGAGAAGCGCCGGCCCCUGAGCUGCAGCCCCGGGAGUCGCUCUGGGAAUCGCGCCGGGAGCCGCUCCGGGGAGGAUGAAGCUGCUGGAAAACUCGAGCUUUGAAGCCAUAAACUCCCAGCUGACGGUGGAAACGGGGGAUGCCCACAUCAUUGGGAGGAUCGAGAGCUACUCGUGCAAGAUGGCCGGGGAUGACAAGCACAUGUUCAAGCAGUUCUGCCAGGAGGGGCAGCCCCACGUGCUCGAGGCCCUGUCCCCACCCCAGACCUCGGGGCUCAGCCCGGGCAGGCUGGGGAAGAGCCAGAGCGGGGACGAGGAGGGUCCCCUGAGCGACACGUGCAGCCGCAAGACCCUGUUCUACCUGAUCACCACCCUCAACGAGUCCUUCCGGCCCGACUACGACUUCAGCGCCGCCAAGAGCCACGAGUUCAGCCGGGAGCCCAGCCUCAACUGGGUGGUGAACUCAGUGAACUGCAGCCUGUUCUCUGCCGUGCGGGAGGAUUUCAAGGCUCUGAAGCCGCUGCUGUGGGACGCGGUGGACGAGGAGAUCUGUCUGUCCGAGUGUGACAUCUACAGCUACAACCCGGACCUGGACUCGGAUCCCUUCGGGGAGGACGGGAGCCUCUGGUCCUUCAACUACUUCUUCUACAACAAGAGGCUCAAGAGGAUCGUGUUCUUCACCUGCCGCUCCAUCAGUGGUUACGCCUACACCCGGCCGGACACCGGGAACGAGCUGGACAUGGAUCUGGGAGAGGGGGACACGGAAAAGGGCGACAGCGGCGACCCCGAGGGAGGGGGCAUCGAGGGGGACAGGCUGCAGGUGAUGUGCAUGUGAGAGUCCAGCCCCGAUCCGAGAGGAACGGACCUGGGAAUGGACUGAGGAUGGACUGGGAACCAAACCAGCAUCAGAACCGGGACUGGGACGGGAACCAGGAAUGGAACCAGGAAUGGAACCAGCACCGGGACUGGGAACCAAACCAGCAUCAGAACUGGGACUGGGACGGGAACCAGGAAUGGAACCAGCACUGGGACUGGGAAUGGAACCAGCACCGGGACUGGGAAUGGAACCAGGACUAGGGACUGGGAAUGGAACCAGGACUAGGGACUGGGAAUGGAACCAGCACUGGGACUGGGAAUGGAACCAGCACUGGGACUGGGAAUGGAACCAGCACUGGGACUGGGAAUGGAACCAGCACUGGGACUGGGAAUGGAACCAGCACUGGGACUGGGAAUGGAACCAGCACUGGGACUGGGAAUGGAACCAGCACUGGGAAUGGAACCAGCACCGGGACUGGGAAAGGAACCAGCACCAGGACUGGGAACCAAACCAGCGCCGGAACUGGCCCUGAAACCAGCCACGAACUGGGAAUGGACCCGGGAACAGAACCGGCCCCACAGCAGGAACAGGACUGGGAACGGGGCAGGGAAUGGG
Molecule: messenger RNA, 1699 nt
Organism: Chiroxiphia lanceolata (lance-tailed manakin)
Lineage: Eukaryota; Metazoa; Chordata; Aves; Passeriformes; Pipridae
Gene: MAF1
Product: MAF1 homolog, negative regulator of RNA polymerase III
Exons: 8
Coding region: 344-1102 (252 amino acids)
Biological process (GO): negative regulation of transcription by RNA polymerase III
Cellular component (GO): nucleus
Molecular function (GO): RNA polymerase III core binding
Source: RefSeq, a predicted model, not a curated record